This is a messenger RNA of Paramuricea clavata, 231 nucleotides long. The record is from the annotation of a GenBank genome assembly. Lineage: Eukaryota; Metazoa; Cnidaria; Anthozoa; Malacalcyonacea; Plexauridae.
GCAGUAGGUAUUUGUGAAGCAAUAGAUCCUGCCAUUAAAGACAAGGUAGCAGAACUGAUUGGGAUGAGCGUUAGACGAGUGAGUGAUGUUAAAAGAUACUUGGAGCAUUAUGUAAAGAAUAACCUUUUCAAAGGCACAGCUAUUCCACCCAAAACAAGAAGAAGAUAUUUCCCCAGAAGGAAGGAUAUCGCAAACGAGAUUGCUAAAAUUAAGAGAGAAAAACUUUCCUGA